Nannospalax galili (Upper Galilee mountains blind mole rat) is the source of this 2553-nucleotide messenger RNA. It is a transcript of the gene Mapkapk3, whose product is annotated as MAPK activated protein kinase 3. Gene Ontology annotation, molecular function: mitogen-activated protein kinase binding; calcium-dependent protein serine/threonine kinase activity; calmodulin binding. The record is from RefSeq and is a predicted model, not a curated record. Gene Ontology annotation, biological process: intracellular signal transduction; protein autophosphorylation; toll-like receptor signaling pathway. Gene Ontology annotation, cellular component: nucleus; cytoplasm. The transcript is spliced from 11 exons. Lineage: Eukaryota; Metazoa; Chordata; Mammalia; Rodentia; Spalacidae. The coding region runs from base 208 to 1362 and encodes 384 amino acids.
GGGCUGGGGGGUGGGAAGUGUCACGUGGGCCGCGGGCGGCGCAACUCUCGGCCCUAGGCGCCCCUUGGCUGCGGGCUCCCGGGCUCCCGGGCUCCCUAUCCCUUGUCCCUUCUCCGCCGCGCCAAGUGUAUUGCCGCCAGGUGCGCCCUCGCCAGGUGCCCCUGGACGCGCCAGGCUGGGGCCACCUCUGAACGCCCCGUGGGGGCCAUGGAUGGCGAGGCAACAGAGGAGAGGGGGAAUCUUGUGCCCCCGCCAGGAGCCCUCGGUGGACCUGGCUUGGGCGGUGCUCUGGCCCUCGGUGGGCGACGAGAGCCCAAGAAGUACGCGGUGACCGAUGACUACCAGUUGUCCAAGCAGGUGCUGGGCCUGGGUGUGAACGGCAAGGUACUGGAGUGCUUCCAUCGGCGCACUGGGCAGAAGUGUGCCUUAAAGCUCCUGUAUGACAGCCCCAAGGCCCGGCAGGAGGUGGACCACCACUGGCAGGCCUCAGGCGGCCCCCACAUUGUGCGCAUCCUGGACGUGUAUGAGAACAUGCAUCAUGGCAAGCGCUGCCUUCUCAUCAUCAUGGAAUGCAUGGAAGGCGGUGAGUUGUUCAGCAGGAUUCAAGAGCGUGGUGACCAGGCUUUCACUGAGAGAGAGGCUGCAGAGAUAAUGCGGGAUAUUGGUACUGCCAUCCAGUUCUUGCACAGCCAGAAUAUCGCCCACCGCGAUGUCAAGCCUGAAAACCUACUCUAUACAUCCAAGGAGAAGGAUGCUGUACUUAAGCUCACUGACUUCGGCUUUGCCAAAGAGACCACUCAAAAUGCCCUGCAGACACCCUGCUACACUCCCUAUUAUGUGGCCCCUGAAGUCCUGGGUCCAGAGAAGUAUGACAAGUCGUGUGAUAUGUGGUCCCUGGGUGUCAUCAUGUACAUCCUUUUGUGUGGUUUCCCACCCUUCUACUCCAACACCGGCCAGGCCAUCUCCCCAGGGAUGAAAAGAAGGAUUCGCCUGGGUCAAUAUGGCUUCCCUAAUCCUGAGUGGUCAGAGGUCUCUGAGGAUGCCAAGGAGCUGAUCCGCCUGCUGCUGAAAACGGACCCCACAGAGAGACUGACCAUCAUGCAGUUCAUGAACCAUCCUUGGAUCAAUCAAUUGAUGGUGGUGCCACAGACCCCACUCCACACAGCCCGAGUGCUGCAGGAGGACAAAGACCACUGGGAUGAAGUCAAGGAGGAGAUGACCAGUGCUCUGGCCACCAUGCGGGUAGACUAUGACCAGGUGAAGAUCAAAGACCUGAAGACUUCUAACAACCGGCUUCUCAACAAGAGGAGGAAAAAGCAAGCAGGCAGCUCCUCUGCCUCACAAGGCUGCAACAACCAGUAACUCAUGGACCCUUGGAGGAGACAGUAACAGACUGCAGUGUGCUGAGGCUCUGGCCAGAAGGGGCCAGAGUUAUUUUUAUAACAAAAAGAUUUUUUUUUUUUGUUUUAAUUUGUCACUUUGAACUUCAGGAUGGAGAGCCCCAGCCCAAGCUCAGUAGGCUCUCCUGGGCCUAAGGGCUGGGGAGCCUUCUACUAUAGUGGAAAUAACUCUCUGCUAGCGAGUGAGGCCACAGCUCUGUCCCUGGAAUGUGGCCUUAGCCUUCUAGACUACAGGGAGUUAUGGCUGGGCUUUCCCUCUCCUACAGAGACACCCCCUGCUGUGUGGGCAGAUGGGUCUGGCCUUGAGAAAGGCAUCCGGCCAUUGGUUGCUAUGGUGACCGGAGACCAUGUUGCUGUCUGUGAAUGCUGAGCAAGAGGGGGAGGAGGGCCAAUCAAGAGUCCACCUCUGCCUUCUUAGGGAGGCUUGUCGCUCUUACACUGGCUGUCCCUCUCAGGUUCACCCCUCUUUAGUCUCCCAAAGGCUGCAGGGUCCACCUUGCUUGCUUCCCUGGGUGGUCCAGCUCUGCCUUGCUGCAGCUCCAGCCCACAUGGGUCCCUGGGCCUAGCCAUCCUGUCACUCUACCCUGUCCAAACAGUAACUUCUCAUCUUAACUGGAGGUGUGCGUGUAUCCAUAUGUGUGUGUGUGUGUGUGUGUGCGUGUGUGUGUGUGUGUGUGUGUGUUGGGGGUAUAUCUAACCCUUUUCCACUUUGGAAAAUGUCACUGUGACAAAAAGCCCCCGUCCCCUCCUGCUCACUAGAUCUCAGGUAGAAAAGCCCUUUUUGCUGAUAGCAAGGGCUACCCUUUGGAAUACGUUUGUGAAAGGGGAUGCUCAGCUCCCCAUUAACCAGGGGCCUCUUUCUGUACUCUAGGUCAGCCUGAGGUGGUAGAGGGCUGCUGUAAGCCAUGCUUACAAGAUCUGGUCCCCGCUUUAGCCUGGGUUGGAGUAGAAAGGGUCCUUCCUGGCUGAUCCAGGCUUAGUCAGCCCUCCAGGUGCCCAGGGCUUGAUAGGUGGCCUGACAAGUGCCUGACACCCAGCCUAGUUCCUGGCUCCUGGCCUUUCUGAUAGGCUGGGAAACCUUAAAUCAUGACAGGUUGGACAGUGCUACUGGGUUUUACAUCUUGAUAUUAAUAAACAUCUUUUUUGACAUUUU